Messenger RNA from Pelodiscus sinensis (Chinese soft-shelled turtle), 3039 nucleotides. Lineage: Eukaryota; Metazoa; Chordata; Testudines; Trionychidae. The record is from RefSeq and is a predicted model, not a curated record.
UCAGAACGUUUCUGAGCCGUGUUCUACUUAGUCAAGGACUCAGGCAUGUCCAGCCCUUUCAGACUUCCCAGGCACUGGAAGAAUGUUUAUAUUGUGGGUGCAGAGAGCCUAACUGUAAAACCUGCAUAUCGUGGAAACCACUUCAAGCCAAGGGAUGCUGGAGCCCUUGUUCUAGUGUCUGCGUCCCUAGUUCCAGCACCUGUGGGUUUCUCUGCCUGUCAGCCUGAAGAACUUCUCAGCAACAGCUGCGCCACCUCUGGGCGCACUGGCAAGACAAGUUGAGUAACGUGGCUGGAACCGGAAACAGGCUCUGUCCUGCUUAUGACUCCAGAGUGUUGUCUCAGCCUCCGUGGGCUAAGUGAUGGCUUUUUUUGAGCCUCCCUUCCUGCUUGUUUUCCGUCCACCGGCUCUGCCACUAACAAGAUCCAGACUAUAUUCACCUAAUUUAGCCAUAAUAUAAACAUCCCACAAGUUAACCCCAUCUAGCUCUGCAGGAAACAUCUCAAGAAGUGGUAAAAUGCACAUUCCUUCUUGCAGCUUGACUCCCUGUUACAGUGAUGUUCCCAGGUGGUACGUGUUUUAUAAACACAAGGCAUAGACAGUCAGAGAGAGAGAGACAGAGACAGAGCAAGAGAAAGAGAGAGUGAAAAAGUCUAUUUUCCUGUGUGAAAAGUUCUAUGUCCAGGAGUUCUCAAGCGUUUGACUUUGAAAUCCACUUAUUGCCAACUCUCAAAUUUCAGGUGCUGAGUUUACAAUGUACUAGAAAAGAGCUCAGGGAAUCAAUAUUUCUUAUGUUGAUCCCAGUGCCUGUUAGCUCUCCAGAUAUAGGCGACAGGCUGGCAGAACAGAACCUGAGGAGAACCAGUCAGCUGUGAACCCAGAGAAAGAGAAGCUACUCAAUUUUUGUUUCCUGACCAGUGAUUGAAUGCAGGUGGAUGGGGUGCUGCAUGUUCAGUUCCACUCUAAUCUGAGAAAUUAUCUCUGAAAGAAGAGAAAAGGCAACAUGUGGGUUGACAUGUGUGUGCUAAGGAAAGAAAGUUCCUAACUCCUUGGACCUGGCCAGUACAAGAUGUCAGCUGCCAAUGACACCAAAUUCAAAUUUGCAGUGUUCCUUCUCACCGGGAUACCUGGGCAAGAACACAUCUAUCUCUGGAUCUCCAUCCCCUUCUGCAUCAUGUAUGUUAUUGCAAUUGUAGGAAAUUCAGUCAUCAUAUUCUUUAUAAAAACAGAUGCAAGCCUCCAUGAGCCCAUGUACAUUUUCCUUUCCACGUUGGCCAUCACAGACCUUGGCUUAUCGAUAGUUACCAUGCCGACAAUAAUGGGAGUACUCUGGUUUAACUCUAGGGAGAUCAGCCUAGAUGGCUGUUUUGCCCAGCUGUUCUUCAUCCAUUCGCUUCAAUGCAUUGAAUCCUCUGUGCUCCUGUUGAUGGCCUUUGACCGCUUCAUUGCAAUCUGUAACCCACUGCGAUACACGUCCAUCUUAACCCUGCCGAGAAUAGCCAAGAUGGCUUUGGUGUGUGCGGUAAGAGGGGUGGCCCUAAUAUUUCCACUCCCUUUUCUCGUGAAACGGUUCCAAUACUGUCGAGUGAAUGUCCUCUCCCAUUCCUACUGCCUGCACCAGGAAGUCAUGAAGAUGGCCUGUGCGGACAUCACUGUGAACAACUUGUAUGGCUUGUCUGUUGCACUCUUAACAAUGGGGUUGGACUCGCUGCUCAUCUUGCUGUCUUAUAUGAUGAUCCUCAAAACUGUGCUGAGUGUCACAUCCACCAUGGAGAGCCUCAAGGCCCUGAACACCUGUGUCUCCCACCUCUGUGCUGUCCUGCUCUUCUACAUUCCAGAGAUCGGGCUGGCUCUGAUACACCGAUUUGGGAACAGCUCUUCUUACUUCCUUCAGAUUGCCCUGGGCUACGUCUACAUGCUGGUCCCACCCUUGAUCAACCCGAUCGUGUACAGCGUGAAGAGCAAACACCUGCGUGUGAGGAUCAUCAGGGCAUUCGUUAAGUGAAGGGUUGGUUCACCUCCCAGCUCCUGGACUGGUACCACAGGAGAGGAAAAGCACACGUGGAGACUUAUUUCGUCCUGGAUCUUCUUCCCUUUGUUUUUCCAAUGUAUAAUAUAGUCUCUAUAAGAAUGUAAUAAUGACCCUUAUUCAACAUAAAGGUCCGUAGUGUACCCUGCCAGCCACCCAAGCAGAAAGGAAUUGCCUUGUGCCAUUGGUAAAGAUGCUUCAGUCAGGCUGUUGGUGUCUGUUAGUGAUCUCAAAGAAGGAACAGACCAGAAGAGUCCUUCUGACUCGCUAUGAUCACUCUUCGGCCCGUAGUUAUGAAAGCCUUUAAUCCACUAGGAGAAGCACCUAAAGAGAAGAAACUGAAAUGCCUUGUCACACCUGCUUUGAUGUUAAGUGCUUGGCGUACAUGGGGCAUUGUUCUGUAGGAAGAUUCCCCCACCAAAGAGAGGAAAGAAUCUAGUUGAGAGGGUAAAUGUCUACUGUAUCAAUCCCGAUUCUUCUUGGCCACCCUCUCGUCUUGUUUAGGGCCUAUCAGCCUUCCAAGGAGCAACUAGUUCAGCAAGAUUUGGAUCCAUGCAAGACAAUGAUUCCCUAGAUGCAUAGAAUUUCAAGUGAGAAGGAGCCAUUGGAUCAUUUAAUCCAGAUGUUCUCAAUGUAGGGGGUGCAACUUGUUGGGGUGUGUUGAAUGUAUUUGGAGGGGGUGAGGAUGAGAAGAUUUAGUGAAGAAAAAAAUCCAGUGUGCAUUUUAAAGCAUAGCAGUGAAUAACUAGCCACGUUCCUCUAGUCAAAUCCAGUCCCAAGAUGACCCUGGUUGAUUGAUUCUAGGUGGUGCCAUGCAUUUUUGGAGGAUUGCUGUUAAGCUUGUGUGGGAUUAUGCCAAAUUGUUGACAUCUGUACACAGACCCAUUUGUUACAGCACGUUUUGCACAUUUUGUUGUAAGCAGGGGCCACACUCCUGAGGUUUCAUUUGCUCUUUUUUUUCUGGAAGAUCAUUGGCUCAUUCAAUCAAGAAAUAAAAAUCUCAAGUAAAA